AUGACCCGACUCUCCGAGAAGCUCCGUCUCUCUCUCUUCCUGUACAAGCCAACCCGCUUUCUCUCUCUAAACCUCCUCCCCAACCUCUCUCUCUCCUCCACGCUCCACCUCUGCAAGUCCCUCGCACGCGCCCUCGCCUCCAAAACCCUAGCCUUCUUCUCCUCCUCGUCCUCCGCCAUGGACGACCCCUACUGGGACCUCGAUUUCCGCCCCAGCUUUCGCUCCCAGCGCCUCCGCCUCCACGACGACUACGACGACGACUGCUCGAACGACGACGUUUCGCACAAUGCCGUCGAUAAGCUCUACCUCGUUCCCUACAGGUGGUGGAAGGAGGUUCGAACGGAAUACGAUCAGAUGGGAGGGGUCUUGUACACUGCGUCUACGGACGACGAUGCUGGCUCGGAGAUUUUUCUGAAUUUGAAGAAGAAGGACGUCGCUGAAGAAGGGUUUUCGGGGCGUGAGUAUGCAUUGGUCCCUGAACCUACAUGGUGUCGCGCUCUCAGACGGCAUAAUGAUUUCUACACGGCAGCAAAGGAUAACGUGAGCCUUUUUGGUGCAGAAAUUUUCUUGAAGGAUGUGUUUUCUUUACAAAUUAGGCUGUUUGUCUCAUGGGAAACAAAUUCAUUGGUUGUAAAGAUCAGCCAAAAGGAUAAUACAGUUGAUUCUUACAAGAGGGCCUGCAAUAUUUUCAGUUCAGAGUAUGUUCCGUUGCAUAUUUGGGACUUCUCAGGGCAGACAACCCAAAUUUUCAUGAAUGACAGUAUUAAUUUGCCAAAUGAUAUUCCUGGACAACUGAACAAAGAGAUUCUCCUUGAACUGCGACUCCAUGGAUUUUCAGAUUAUAUGAAAGGUAGAGAUUGGAGGAGCGAUGAAGUGGCCGAUAAACAUCCCAGUAUGGAUAGUUCUACUUAUGGUGGCUCUAUGAAGAUGAAUGGGAGCACUGACUAUGUGAAUCCUUAUUUAACUCCAACCAACUCCUUGCAAAGUGGUACAAUCUAUAGAGGAGCUGGUUCCUUAGGCCUUAUUGGACUAGAAAAUCUUGGGAAUACUUGUUUUAUGAACAGUGCCAUCCAAUGCUUGGUGCAUACCCCAAAGCUUGUUGAUUAUUUUCUAGGAGAUUACCGGAAGGACAUAAAUUAUUCAAAUCCACUAGGAAUGAAAGGAGAACUUGCUUUAGCAUUUGGAGAGUUGUUGAGGAAGUUAUGGGCUCCAGGUGCAAAGCCAGUGGCUCCAAGAAUGUUCAAGCUAAAACUUGCGAGUUUUGCUCCCCAAUUCAGUGGCUAUAAUCAGCAUGAUUCCCAGGAACUUCUUGCUUUUUUGUUGGAUGGUCUCCAUGAAGAUCUAAAUCGUGUGAAAUGCAAGCCGUAUAUCGAAGCUCAGGAUGUAGAGGGUCGUCCAGAUGAAGAAGUGGCAGAAGAAUAUUGGCAAAAUCACCUUGCUCGCAAUGACUCCAUCAUUGUUGAUGUGUGCCAAGGCCAGUACCGGUCAAAAUUGGUUUGCCCUGUUUGCAACAAGGUGUCCGUUACAUUUGACCCAUUUAUGUACCUUUCUCUACCAUUACCUUCAACAACAAUGCGGACUAUGACUUUGACGGUCCUAAGCACAGAUGGGACUGCAUUGCCAUGUACAUUUACUGUGACAGUGCCCAAGAGUGGAAGGUCGUUGGAUCUGACUAAUGCCUUAAGCGCUGCAUGUUCUUUACGAGAUGAUGAAACCCUAAUGCUUGCUGAGGUAUACAAGUGUCGCAUAUUUCGUCUACUGGAAGAUCCAUUUGAUUCAUUAGACUUGAUCAGAGAUGGUGACCGAUUGGUCGCUUAUCGGUUACCAAAGGGUUGUGAGACGUCCCUUUUGGUUACGUUUAUUCAUCAGCAGAUGGACAUGUGUCACAAUAAUGGGGAGAUGAGAUUAGUCCCACAGGUGUUUGGCAUUCCCCUUGUAGCAACAUUGCCUGAUGUUUGCAAUGGAUCUGAUAUUCGUAACGCGUUCCUGAAAGUACUAAAUCCAUACUUGAUGAGCCCUGGAGAUCUAUUAAAUAUUUUUGAUGAUGAUUUUGCUAAUGAAGAUUCUAAUGCUACUACUACCACUACUACUACAAUUAUGGAUAAUGAUGCCGACUCAGACAGGGAAUCAAGGGAUGAAGCAAAUUCGGAUACUGACUUCCAGUUUUACUUACCAGAUGCCAAAGAAGCUAUAGAAGAUACCUUGAUAGAUAUGAAUGAGCCGAUCGUGGUCUCAGGGUUGCCUAAGAGGUUGGAGGUGCUUGUUUUAUGGUCCGAUAAUAUGACUAAAAAGUACGAUACAUGCCUUUUAAACACUUUGCCAGAGGUUUUCAAGCCCCAAUUUUUCAUGAGGGAGCCUGAAGAAUCUGUCUCUCUGUACAAAUGCCUUAAAGCCUUUAUGAAGGAAGAACCUCUAGGACCAGAGGAUAUGUGGUACUGCCCUAUCUGCAAGAAGCCUCAGCAAGCUAGCAAAAAGUUAGACCUUUGGAGAUUGCCUGAGAUUCUGGUUAUUCAUCUGAAAAGAUUCUCGUACAGCAAUUUAUUCAAGAACAAGCUCGAAACAUUUGUUGAUUUUCCAAUUUAUGAUCUAGAUUUCUCACCCUACAUUAGUCACCGAAAUAGCCAGUUAUCCUGCCAAUAUAUGUUGUAUGCAAUUAGUAAUCACUAUGGCGGCAUGGGUGGUGGUCACUAUACAGCAUUUGUUCAUCUUGGUAAUGGUUUGUGGUAUGAGUUUGAUGAUGAAAAGGUUCUUGCUGUUGGUCAAGAGAGGAUCAGGACAUCAGCUGCAUACGUUCUUUUCUACCGAAGAGUACCGGAUAUAUAA
Molecule: messenger RNA, 2823 nt
Organism: Prunus armeniaca (apricot)
Lineage: Eukaryota; Viridiplantae; Streptophyta; Magnoliopsida; Rosales; Rosaceae
Source: the annotation of a GenBank genome assembly